AUGGCAGAUGUCGCAAACAACAGCGGCCGGGACCCCAGCACAGACACGCUGGCAACCCCGGCAUCGACAACCAGUCUCUAUGUGGUUGACGACCAGAUGAACGACGGCGCUGAGGGUGCACACCCCGAGCCCGCUGUGCCUCGGCGGCCAGACGCUUACUAUCGCGACCUCUACAAAGAUCGCUUAGAUUUUCGCGCCCUUGCACGCGACGACCCAGACCUCCAGGCGGUCCUCCACAAUGGCCAGCUCGACUUUCGGGACCCGGCUGCCGUCCGCCAAUUGACAAUCACGUUGCUCUGGCGCGACUUUGGUUUGAAGCUGGAACUACCUGAGAACCGCCUCUGUCCACCUAUCCCCAACCGGCACAACUACGUCGUCUGGAUUAAGGCGCUGAUGGAGGACGAUGGCCCUGCCGUCGGCCUCGACAUUGGCACCGGUGCGAGCUGCAUCUAUCCGUUGCUAGCCUGCGCACAACGUCCCAAGUGGCAAUUUCUUGCGACUGACAUUGACGCCGAAAGCCUCACGUUUGCCCGCGGCAAUGUGGCCCGCAACGGCCUCGAGGACCGGAUACAAGUUGUCGCGCGAUCUCCUGAUGAACGGCUCAUUUGUACGGGCGCCGAUCCCUCCGCCACAUCCCCCUCCUCUCCCUCCUACCCGUCACUCGACUUUACCAUGUGCAACCCGCCGUUUUAUGCGUCCGCGGACGAAAUGACGGCGUCAGUUGCCGCGAAGAAGCAGCCGCCACACUCGGCCUGCACGGGUGCCCCUGUGGAGAUGGUGUAUGCAGCUCGAGACGGCCACGCUGGCGGCGAGAUUGCCUUUGUCGGCCGCAUCCUGGACGAGUCGGCCAAGCUCCGCAGCCGUGUCCGCUGGUACACGGCCAUGCUCGGCAAGCUCGCGAGCCUCAACGUGCUCGUCGGCCAGCUGCGCGCCCGCGGUAUUGACAACUACGCCGUCGCCGCGUUUGUGCAAGGGACCAAGACGCGUCGCUGGGCGCUGGGAUGGAGCUACGGCGCACGACGGCCCACCAUGGCGGCUGCACGAGGAGGCAGCGAUGCGUCUGGUCUCGAGUCAUACCGGCACCUGCUGCCGCCGAUUUCUGAAGUGGACGUGCUGAGUGUGCCUCGGGGCAAUCAGGCGACGUCCGCCACCAACACAGUCUCGCUGUCGACGGCGAUUGACGCACUCAUGCAGAGCCUGGCGCUCGCGGCCUGGGACUGGGACAAGGAGGCACUACUAGGCGUGGGCCGAGCGCGCGAGAACGUUUGGGGCCGGGCCUGGAGACGAAAGAAGCAGCGUGAAGAGCGAGCGGCAGCAGAAGGUGGCCCGCCACAGCCAACAGAAGAUCCAGCAACCCUUCCUCUUGGCCGAGACGAAGAUCCCGCGUUUGGCUUUGUGGUGACGGUCCGCGUGGGUGUGACAGAGACCAUUGUCCACUGCCGCUGGCUCGAGGGCCACAACGAGGCGAUGUACCAAAGCUUUUGUGGAUUCCUCAAGGACAAGUUAAAAAUAUCACGACCAGAAGGAGAAUAA
This is a messenger RNA of Sporothrix brasiliensis 5110, 1533 nucleotides long. Its product is annotated as 23S rRNA (adenine1618-N6)-methyltransferase. Bases 1 to 1533 code for a protein of 510 amino acids. Gene Ontology annotation, molecular function: 23S rRNA (adenine(1618)-N(6))-methyltransferase activity. Gene Ontology annotation, cellular component: nucleus. Gene Ontology annotation, biological process: rRNA base methylation. The transcript is spliced from 2 exons. The record is from RefSeq and is a predicted model, not a curated record. Lineage: Eukaryota; Fungi; Ascomycota; Sordariomycetes; Ophiostomatales; Ophiostomataceae.